This is a messenger RNA of Tuber melanosporum (Perigord truffle), 827 nucleotides long. RefSeq lists its product as uncharacterized. Bases 68 to 817 code for a protein of 249 amino acids. Lineage: Eukaryota; Fungi; Ascomycota; Pezizomycetes; Pezizales; Tuberaceae. The record is from RefSeq and is a predicted model, not a curated record. Gene Ontology annotation, biological process: mitochondrial electron transport, NADH to ubiquinone; mitochondrial respiratory chain complex I assembly. The transcript is spliced from 4 exons. Gene Ontology annotation, cellular component: mitochondrion.
AUUCACUCGAGAAUAUCAUAGUGGUUAACAGAAAAAAGCAAACAUUGAAUAAGAUCAAUAAAUCACGAUGCGGCCAGCACUACGUCUUCUUCGGGGUGGCUUCCUCCGGCGAAGCAUAGAGGAGAUGAAGCGCAACACUUUCAGCGUCAUCAAAGGCGAAGGCAUAACUGGUGACUUUGCCGAUAUGGAAAUUCACUCUUUCCGCCAUCCAGAUUCUCUCAAAAACAUCAAGGUCUUUUCCGAUGCAGACACCGGAGGUUUCAGUAAAGUUCACAUGGAUCUCACACCAUGUCCACCAGGCCCCCUGUCGGAGGGCCAAUACUAUGGAAGAUUCCGCGGAAAUAUAUCCAUUGAACUGCCCGUUGAACGGCCGAAAAUUCAACGGUCUGGAUAUGCUGCUUGGAGAACGUUGGAGAGAGGGAGGACGCUCUUUGGGCGACAGUAUUGGGAUUGCGAUCCUUAUAUUUAUUUGGCACUGAGGGUUAAGAGUGAUGGAAGCAAGUAUUUCGUCAAUAUACAGACCGAUUCUAUUGUUGAGACGGAUAUCCAUCAACACAGACUAUUUGCUAGGAGGGUCGGAGAGUGGGAGACCAUACAUAUUCCUUUCUUGGAGUUUGUAAGGACAAACUUUGGACAGGUUAUUGAGCCUCAGAAUGAGAUGAUGAAGCAAAAGGUUAAGACUGUUGGGAUUGGAUUGAUUGAUCGAAUCCCGGGACCUUUUGAGUUAUGCAUUGAUCGGAUAUGGGCGACGAAUACACCAGAGCCAGAACAUGUCACCAAGGUUCCAAGCAGCUUUAAUGUACAUGAUGACGAAUAAUUAUUAUUUA